CAGUGUCACUGUUUGCUCAAAGGACCUGGCAUAUAUUUUUAUCCUACAAGGUUAAGAUUUUAUUUUUUGUUCUGGCACUGAUCCUGCUAUGUGGGUCUGAGGCUGACUUUAUGACGGAUCUACAAACAACUUGAAGAGAUCUACUGCUGAAACACUUGGACUUCUUUUUUUUUUUUAACUUUAUACUUGUCUUCCUUGCUACAGAGCCAUGGUCCUCUGGAUUAUCUUCCCAAUCACCCUCUCCCUGGUGUCCCUCAUUGGAACAUGGACUGUAUAUGGCCUGGCCUUCUUCAACGGUCACGUCUGCUCCCUCAGUGAAUGGGGUAAUGACAACUUCUGCCAAGUGAAUCAGUCCGCUGGAUGUUGCUUGGUUCCCACCAUCAGCUCCAGUGGAAAGCAAUCACCAGAGAAUUCUCUUUUCACAGCCACAAUCAACGCAGGAUCCUUUCUGUUUCUGCUGUUCUGUAUAUUCCACCACGCCCAUAUUAUGGAGAAACAUGGGUGUCAUUCCAUGCUUAGCAAGUCUGCGUUGGUGUUUGGUGUGGUGGCAGCUUUGGGGGCAUUUGCAGCUGGAAACUGUAAUCCGGGAUACCUGGCCUUCCCUCACUACCUCGGAGCUGCCAUCAGCUUCAUGUGCAUCUGCUUCUACACAAUUCUGCUCACCGCACUGACAGGGAAGUGUGUCCUGACAGGAUAUGAAAGAGUUCUCUACCCACUGCGCAUCAUCUCCACCGUGAUACAAAUCAUCAUAACCAUCUGCUAUACCAUUUUCUUUGCCCAGGACAAGUACUACUACCUCCACCUGUCUGCUGUAUUUGAGUGGAUGCUGAGCGUUAACCUGGAGCUGUUUGAGCUCAGUUACGCAGUGGAGUUCUGCUUCUUCUCAUCCUUCAUGCUUUCAAAUUUGCUGAGCAAACGAGAUGAAGAAAAGCCUUUAAUGAUGUCCUGAUAUCAGGCAGCCAGGGUCCAGCUGAAACACACGGACACCGAGGAUGGACUGAGUAAAACAUCUGUAAAUACAGUGGCUGGAUCGUGGCUGGAGGACAGAUAGUGGUUUUUAAUUCCAGUCUCUGCUGGGAUGGAUUUCCAACCGUUACUGGACGAUGAUCACUUUAAUUCCACUCUCUUGAUACUGUUUGCUGAACAUUGUAAAAUAUUUCUUACUGGACAUUUCUAUACCAAAAGGUAAACCAUUCCAUAUUUAUUGAAACAAAGCACCUUGUACAGCAAAUGAACAAAACAUAUCAGUUGGAUUGUACUUUUGAGCAGGUUGUAUAGAUAAUUUGCCAACAGAACAACCAACCUGAGGUGUUAAAGAUCCUUUUUUGUGUGUGUAAUUUUGUUGGAUAAUCAGUUAUUAACGAAGAAUUUUUCUAAAUCCCAAAUUUAUAUAAAAAAAAUUUAAGCUGCUGCAUAAAGCUUUGGCACUUUAAUAAAACUAUGACCACUUUA
Acanthochromis polyacanthus (spiny chromis) is the source of this 1452-nucleotide messenger RNA. RefSeq lists its product as uncharacterized. The record is from RefSeq and is a predicted model, not a curated record. The transcript is spliced from 7 exons. Lineage: Eukaryota; Metazoa; Chordata; Actinopteri; Pomacentridae. Gene Ontology annotation, biological process: protein localization to plasma membrane. Bases 209 to 949 code for a protein of 246 amino acids.